GGCUCGGCGGGAGCGCGGCGGGACGGAGCGGCUGCCGCUGCCGGCGUUGCCUUGAUUCCCGGCGGGAAAGAGGAGACGAGGAGGAGGAAGAGGAAGAAGCAAAAGAAGAAGAGGAAGGCGGGGGUCUUCCCGCUAAGCCGGGCAGGAUGGACAAGUACGACGAUCUGGGUCUGGAAGCCAGCAAGUUCAUCGAGGACCUCAACAUGUACGAGGCCUCCAAGGACGGUCUCUUUCGGGUGGAUAAAGCUGCCGGCAACAACCCCGAGUUCGAGGAGACCAGGCGGGUGUUCGCCACCAAGAUGGCCAAGAUCCACCUCCAGCAGCAGCAGCAGCAGCAGGAGGAGAUGCUGAUGGCCGCGAUGAACGGAGGGGCUGCCGCCUUCCACCCCCCUCGGCCCAACCCGCCGGUGGCGCGGGGUUCGAAGCCGCCCCCUGCCGCCGAGGGGCCGCGAGCGAGGCCCUGCGAGGGAGGAGAGCGGAGCUUCGGGGAGAGCGGCGCACGUGCCGAGGGCCCCGGCAGCCAGGCCGGGCGCCGGGGCUGGGAAGCAGAGCCCGACAGGAUCCCCCGAGUGGGAGGCUCACAGCCUGGCGCGGGGCGCGGGGAGCAGCAGGCUGGGAGCUCCGGCGACCCCCAGCCCUGCCGCGGCGGACAGGAGAACGGCGGCGAGGGCAGGCGAGGUGUCGGGGACCGUGACCCGCUGGCAGCCGGACAGAGGUCCUCCUCCUUUUCAAACGCCUCGGCGGGGCCAGAGGAGCCCCAGCCACAGCAGGGGUCCUCGUCCUUCACAGCACCCUCAGCGCAGCCCACUCGAGGGUUCUCAGGCUCUGCUGAGCCCUGCAGUCCCAGAGCGGGGGGAGAUGGCAACCAGCCGUGGUACCAGGGUGUCUCGCUGUCCUUCCCACCAGGCUCCGCACCUGCUUCUCCCAGUGUGGAAUACCAGCCCGCCGCUGCCUACCCCGGCCCAGCCGGUCACUUUGUGGCCCACGGUCAGAACCACAGGCCCGCCAGCAGCAGCGGGAACCCUGAGCCGGGUUCCUCGCGCCUGGCCUCGCGAGAGAUGGUGGCUCCCAGUGCACCUCAGGUGCUUUUCCCAGAGGCCGUGAGCGGGCCACGGUCAGACUCUGGGCACCUGGAUGGCUCCAGCACAGCAAAGGUGAAGCUGCCCUGCCAGACCCUCCAUCCGCAGCCAGAGCAAGGGCCAUCGGCAGCCGAGCUGAAGCUGGAGGCAUUGACCCAGCGCCUGGAGCAGGAGAUGGAUGCUCGGCCAAAGGCCGAUUACUUUGGUACCUGCGUGAAGUGCAGCAAGGGCGUGUAUGGAGCAAACCAGGCUUGCCAGGCCAUGGGCAACCUCUACCAUGACAGCUGUUUCACCUGUGGAGCCUGCAGUCGAAAACUGAGAGGAAAAGCCUUUUAUUUUGUCAAUGGAAAGGUAUUUUGUGAAGAAGACUUUCUGUAUUCUGGUUUCCAGCAGUCCGCUGACAGGUGUUUCAUUUGUGGUCAUUUGAUAAUGGACAUGAUCCUGCAGGCUCUAGGGAAAUCAUAUCAUCCGGGCUGCUUCCGAUGCGUCAUCUGCAACGAGUGUCUGGACGGUGUGCCAUUCACUGUAGACUCUGAAAACAAAAUCUACUGUGUCAGAGAUUACCACAAAGUUUUAGCUCCAAAGUGUGCAGCAUGUGGACUUCCCAUUCUGCCCUCUGAGGGGUCUGAUGAGACCAUUCGGGUUGUGUCCAUGGACAAGGAUUACCAUGUGGAAUGUUAUCACUGUGAGGACUGUGGGAUGGAACUGAACGAUGAAGAUGGACAUCGCUGUUACCCACUGGAUGAACAUUUGCUUUGUCACUCCUGUCACCUGAAACACAUAGAGAAUGGCACAACCCCAGCUGCUGCCUACCAGCACCACUAUUAGUCAGCGUGGCCAGCAUUGGAAAGCCAGGACACAAGACUUGUUACAUGAUCUCCCACUCCCCACCUUCAGCUGAUUUCCUGUGCAUGUUUCUUGCCAGUCAGCAAUGUUCCCGUCAGAGGAUAUGAGAGAUUUUUGCUGGAUUCACCGAGCUUGUGUGUUUGUGGGUUUCAGCUGCAUCAAACUAUGUCUACUUGACCAAGAAUGUGGCAUGUUACCUAAACCGAUCUGUUUACUUUUACGUGCCUUUUUCUGCCUCCUGAAGAUUCCUCUGGGCUUAUUUUGGAAGAUUCUUCAGUGAAAGCAGGAUUUGCUCUUGUGCCUAUGAAUUCAGAUGGUGCCAUGCGCAAUUAAAAAGGCAGAGGCUGGUUUGCCUGCCUGCCUGCCUGCCGAGGAUGUCCCGUCUACUGGUUCCUGAAAGCACAUUUCAUCAGGUUCCCUGAAUAACACCAACCUAUUAGUACCAGCUUUUUAGACGCUCUCACUUUUUAUUAAUUCUUUAGGAAAAGAAGGGUCUGUGCAAAAUGGCACUCUCAGACCUUUUGGUUUAAUGCCCUGAACUCCAGUAUCAUGUCUGACUGAAAAAGCAUCAACUCUCCAAGCACAAACCAGGCAAUGCUGUCUGGCAGUUGGAGGCCAACAUCCCAUUUCAAACAGAACAAAAACCUGGAACAAGCUAGGCUAAGCUAAUGCAAGGACUUGGGGCCCAGGCUUGUGUGUCAGCAUGACACAUAGGGGCCAGUCUUCUGUGUCAGAGUCUGAACAGUGGAUCAUAUUUGGAAAGGAAAGGUCAGGAUGCUGAAAGUGUGGACAUGGGGGAAAUCCACCCUCAUUCUUGCUUGCAGAGCUCACUUUGGAAAAAAGCUCUCCAUACACAGACAGCUGCCUGAGUUUUCCAGUUUGUCCUCACAGCUCAGCCCUCAGCCUGGCUAUUCCUUUUCAUGGUGUUUACCCAGCACAAAGCCAUUUCACAGUGGUGCUUAUUUAGAGCUCGGGGAGCCAACUUGAGAUUGUUAUGAGGGCUUUGUUACACAGGGAUUUAGAGCCCAGCUCCACAACUCUUACUCAGAUGAGCAUAUUGGCAUAAACAGAUUUGCUCCUAUGAAUAAUAACAGCUUAUCUGAGUAAGGAGUUAGAGAGUUUGGCCCUUACUUUCCAUUCUGCUGAGAAAGCAGGAAGGCAAAUUGUUUCUUUUCUUAACCAUGCCCCGCCCUCCACCACACCCCCAACUUUAUAGUCAAACAAACCUGUUCCCUUCAUAUGUGUUACAUAUAUGAUAGGUGUGCCUGCAGUGCAUGUUCUGUACCUAGAAAAGCUGCACAGCCCGUCAUGUACUGGUACUUUUGUUUAUCAUAAACUUCUUAAUUUAAAGCCUCAGAUGCAAUUGAGGAUCUUAACUACUCUUUCUUUGUGUGGAAAAUUAGUUAAAUCCUGAUGUAUCUAUGCUGGGAUGGAAUGACAUUCUUGAAGAUCUUUUCAGUAUGGAAACAACAAUAAAUUAGCUGAGCCAUAGCACUGGGACUCCCAAAACAUGCCCAUGCUGAAAACCCAUUACAGUUCAACCAAACCUCUUUUCCAAUAGCACAGAUGUAGCUUGAACUUCACUUGAUGUAGUCAGACAACAACAUGUACCCAUCUGGAGCAGCACAAGUGUCAGGUACCAGCAAGUUGUCUGUCUCUGCCUGUGCUAAUAAAUCAUAUUGCCACGGCUGAAAUGUGAAACUGCCCCAGCCUCAGAAGCUUGGUGGGCUUGGCAUGGAGUUUCAUGGUAGCAACUGACCAUCCAGACCUCUGCCCCAUUCAGCUGCAAGUGCUUCCACCCGUUUCCACUGCUCUUCAGCAUGGGGAUGACAGCUCAGGGCUGCAGGCUGGUCCUGCCUUGAAGCCAUCCAGAGCUUUGGUGUAGCAUGGCUCUGCUGCACCAUUUUUCCUGGGGACAUACAUCCCUUCAGUGAGUGACUGAAAGCUCAAGGGAGGGCACUUUACCACUGUGAAAUAAAUCUUCUGAGAGUUUUACCUGUGAUUUUAGAGGAGGUAAAAUUGACCCCAAAUAUGUGAGCCCUCCUAGAGCCUUAAAUUUAGCCACCAAGUGCUGGUUGGGAAAGGUAUGGAAGCUGACACGAAAUGUAAGCAGUGCUGCAUCCAAGCAGAAUGGAUCAAGGGCAACAACAGCCACAGCAGGUCCCAUAGUGCUCUCCCUCCAGUGCAUCUCAUCAGCUUCUGUCCUGCAGCACAGCUAGGCUGGAGCAGGGAGGGGGUGUUCAAGGUGUGACUGUGAUCUUAGGACUGUCUGAAGGGACUGAGCUGGAAAAUAACACCAGCUCGCAAUCCCUAGUAAAUAAUUCAAAUAGUCCUGGGCAGGUGGUUCUGUGCCCUGGGCUGAACCUGGGUUUUUUGAAGUGAGCUGGAAACACUAGCCUUAGUCAUCUGUUGCUGUCUCUGAAUGACCAGCUUCUAUGUAAUUCAUGCUUUCGCUACCUCUUGAUUUUUUUAGAUCAAGCCCUUGUACACAUUUUUUGGCCUUCAUUUUGUGAAGAUCUGAAAACACUAGUGGGACUGGUAUUUUCUUCUUAAACUGCAGUUUAAACUUCUGUCUCACCCUUGCAGCCUUCCCCACAACCUCAAAAUAAGCAGGAGAGGAGCAGAUGAGGAGGACAAUUUUCCUUCAUGGAAAGCCUCAAGCGGGCAGUUUGUGGCAAGAUGUCUUGCAAGACCCCGCUUUGCAUCACCAGGGUGUUUGACCUCUGCUCCCUCUCAGUGUUUUCUUACUCCUGUCAGCCAUCCUGUAUCCCUCAGCACUAAGCAAAUGGAGGCUGCCCUACUUCCAGUUUUGAGGUCCCCUAUAAAUUGUUAAAUGCUAACACUCUCCUUUCCUGUAUUUACAAAGAGCUGGAAGUGACAGUGUGAAGCUCUUGAAAAAGGAGCCUGUGAGCUUGUGGUUUUGAAGAAGCAUCUACUGCACUGCCCUGCACCCCUGUGUGUGCUAGCUUGCACUGCUUCUAUCUCGGGGAAUUUGAAUUCAUUUAAGCUCAGUAUUAUUUCUCCCAGGCUGUGAAUGUUUGAGUCCCUGCUGAUUUUCCCCAGCUUGUCCACAGCUCUGCAGCUGCCUGACAGUGGGUCUGGCACAGGGGCAGGCAGGGCCAUCCUGUAUGGGGGAACCUUCUCCUCCUGACUCUCCACCAGGCAUCUGUGGAGCUGCAAGCCCUCACUGCCUGCCUUCAGGCAGCUUCCCCAAAGGGAAAAAUAGCUUUGGAGCUGGAGGUGUGAGGCUUUGUGUCCUCUGCAGAAGAAUAUAAAAAAAACAUGUUAAGUUCCACUUUUGUCCUGGCUUAUGCACAUUGGGUUUUGCUGUUCACAUGAACUUUGUUGCCUUUUAAUUUAUUAAGAAGCUAUGAAAAGUUAGUCUUGAUUCCUUCCCCAACAAGUUCUUCUGAUUUUAAAGUAGGGGACCCUUGGAAGUCCCAUUGUGCUGUUAAUGAGUACCUCACAUGCAGAUAGCUACUCAAGUGAAUUCCCUGAAGUCUGCUUUCAGGAAUCAGAGCUUAAAAGAUUUUUUCAUUCAGAUAAUGCUGUUAAAUUUCUAUUGCUUAGAAUACAGGAAUUCAUUUAAAUAGAGAUUUCUGCAUAAGAGCAGGGGGAAAGCCCCAGCUGCAGAAGCAGCAGACAUUUUUUGUUAUUUAAAGUCUACGAAGCACCUGUGAUCAAAGAAAUUUGGGAAACUGCCCUGAUGUUAAAACACAGGGAACAGCAGUUUCUAACACUCUGAUAAAGAGCAUUUGAAAAGAUCUGUGCCUCUUCAGUUUCUGAAUUUCAUUUAGGGGCUUUUAAAACAUUUUCCCACUCUUUCAAGGUUUAAAUGCUUUUUUUUUUUUUAUUUUAUAGAUCUUUUUACUGUAAAGUGAAUAGCUGCUUAGUCUGGAAAUGAUUGAGUUUCAUCAGCAAUCAGGUGUGAUGUGGCAGCCUUGAAAGGGGAAAUCUGGGCUUCCAAGAGCUGGCAUGGGUCUGGCUGGCCAUUCCAAAGAAAGGAUUAUCUUCUUUUUGGGAAAAAAAAUCCUGUGUGGGCCUUGACGGCUUGCUAUGUGCUCACUUUUGGGGUGAUGUGUGCAGUUGUGUCUGUGCCCACAGAUGUGUGGCAGGUGCUGCUUGUGGCACACCUGUCUUUCACACCUCUGUGCCAAUGCCAAGUGCUUGUAGAUGCCUUUUAAGCAACUUUCUGUGCAUGAAUGUAACACAUUGACCCAGGCUUCAUCACUGGGAAGUACCCCUGGAGUCAGUACGUGCGGGCAGGAAAGGGCUAUGACCAGAUACACAUCCCUUUCCCCUAUGCUGUGAGUGCCUGUGCCACUGGGAGAAGCUGGGAAGGAGUUUGCAUCUCUCAUCAUCGCCAAGCAUUUCUGUGUUCAUUUUUCUUUUCCAUUUCUGUGUCCUUCUGCUCACUGGCUGCAGUAGCCCUGGCUGUACCUACUGAAGCUGACUGGGCAGACAGACAUCUUCCUGUCACAAUCCCAGAGAGAGCUUGGAACUGCUCACCUGCCCUUUUCCUAAGGAGAAGCAAAACUUUCCUGAGCAAUGAAAUCCUUACCCUGCUUUCUUCCAGGGCAGCCAGAAGUUGAUGUGGCAAUAUGCAUCUGCAGCACACUCAGACAUGACAGGAGACAGGAAGAAACUGUCCCCAUGUGCAAAUACAUGGCAAGGAGUCCUGUAAAGGCAGGAAUGCCCUACAGCCCUGGUAGAAGGAUGACUGGGCUGCAGUUCUGCCAGCACCAACCCUCCUCCCCAAGCAGCAGGUCUGCGGAGCAUGGCCAGGCAGGGACUCAGGCACACACACCUAGGCUUUGGUUUUCUGGAUCUGGAAAGCAGAUCCAGAGCCUGGCUAACGAUACUGAAUGGUACUAAUUAUUUUAUGUUUUCUUCAAAGCUUGGCUCCAGGAGAGAAUAUUUUAGGAUUUGUGCUGGUGUAACUAACCUUAGCCUCCUGUGAACACAGCCCUCUUUUCUUCUGUGCUGUUAAGUAUUUAUAAAGAAUGAAGACCAGUAGCAGAACGAAGCCACUGGCCUGGUGUGGUUUCAGUGAUUAAAGAGAGUAUCCUAAGCAACA
This is a messenger RNA of Oenanthe melanoleuca, 7002 nucleotides long. It is a transcript of the gene LIMD1, whose product is annotated as LIM domain containing 1. The record is from RefSeq and is a predicted model, not a curated record. Gene Ontology annotation, molecular function: transcription corepressor activity. Gene Ontology annotation, biological process: negative regulation of hippo signaling; cytoskeleton organization; positive regulation of miRNA-mediated gene silencing. Gene Ontology annotation, cellular component: adherens junction; transcription regulator complex; nucleus. Bases 147 to 1907 code for a protein of 586 amino acids. The transcript is spliced from 8 exons. NCBI's taxonomy places the organism in Eukaryota, Metazoa, Chordata, Aves, Passeriformes, Muscicapidae.